Molecule: messenger RNA, 2632 nt
Organism: Drosophila rhopaloa
Lineage: Eukaryota; Metazoa; Arthropoda; Insecta; Diptera; Drosophilidae
Exons: 4
Coding region: 1087-2358 (423 amino acids)
Source: RefSeq, a predicted model, not a curated record
GGUCUGUGUCACCUAAUAACACAUUAAGCCGCUACCAAAACAAAAACGUAACCGGUUUUAAACGCUGGUGAGCGGGUCAUCCCCAAAACCUUAGCUCUCUGAAAAAACAUUGUCAAAUCGCUCACGAAGAUCACGUUUUAAAUGAUGAUUAGGCUUUCCAGUACCAAAAAACAUUUUGGUUUCAAGCGGUGGUUUAUAUAUAUAAUAAUAAUUCAAGCAUAUUUAUUUUUUGUACAUGUCAAAGCAAUUAACUGGGGUUUAAUCAAAUUGAAAAAAAUAUUUUUAAAGCACAGCUAGUUGAAUAAUUUUAAGGGAGGAGAUACAACUAUGACUCAUAUCAAAGCACAUUUUAAUUUAAAAAAGUGACAAACCCGAUUUCAGAUGUGUUAAAUACUCAAUUUUAAAAAUAAUUUUUUUAUGUAUGGUGUUUUUGGAAAAUUUUCACUAAUACUUUGUGUGUUUAAAUAAAAACAUACAUAUAAAUCUCAGUCCUAACUAAAAAUAUCUUCUCGACCACUGAAUUAAAUGUUACUUUACCCCAAACUGCAUAAUCGGUGUGUAAGCAAACCUGCUUGAUUCCCACGCAAAAGUGUGAACAACGUUUAUUUUGCCUUCUAAAUUGAUGGUGUCCUUUUGGAAAGCCGGAAGCAAUCUCCUGGCUGGAGGCCUGCAUUUCCUCAUUUCUACGACAGUGGGUUAGUGGCAUCCAACUGAGCACUGGAGCACCUUCACCAGUGCAGUGGAAUGCCAGCCAAGAGCCCACUUGGCCGAGAGUCAGGCCAGAGUGAAAACCAGUUUGGGGCGCUAAAGAGCGGGUCAGCCCCCGCUUAAGCUCUCUUAGCGGUUUCGGCGGUUGGCUUCGCUGCCGAAAUAUUACGAUUUUGCACAUUCGCCAAUUGGUCUUGGGAGUCUGAAGCAGUCGCUCGGUGUCUGAACAACGUAGUCGCGCUUGCCCAAUAAACCGACCCAGUAUCACCUGUAUUCCCACCAGCGAUGAGUGAUUAGUGAGUGAGUGAGUGCCACAGACUGCAGUGACUCCAAACGGAAAGGUCAGUGGCUUAGUGACCCCCAAGUGAAUCAGCCGCAAUGAGAUUGGUCUGGCUGCAGCUCCUGGCUGCUGGGGGAGCCCUCUACCUGACCAUCGGUUGUGCAACGGCCGCCAAGGCAUCCACAACAAGCCGCGGAGUUGCACAAUACAAGCUCCCGCUUCCAGCUCCACUGCCAGCCCAAGAGACUGCGGUGGCUUCAGGAGCGGAUCAACAUCAGCCCAGGCGGCAGCAGCAGCAGGGUGCAUCCAACCAGCGGAGUCGCAAUCAGGUGGUCCGGCGACGCAGACCCACCCCAUCCACCACAACCACAACAGCCACCUCCACCAGCACCACCACCACCACAACAACAUCAACCACAACCACCACAACUACUCCGCGUCCCAGCUUGGCCAACGGCUUCAACUUCUUCAAUCCGAACUUCUGGAGCUUCGGCCGGCAGAGUUUGGUGGCAGUGCGUCCGCCCACCAAACAGCCCCAUCCUCCCAAGAAGUUCAGUCCCAAGGAGGACAAGUCCAGUCAGCGCAAGCCGCCUAAGACCACUAGGAAACCUUUGUCCAACACAUCAAGUAGAACUUCUACUAGCACCUCUACAACAACCACAUUGAAACCCUCUACUGAUGGACCAUUCCGGAUUGCCCUGCCCACCCUGAACUUUCCCAGCGAUGACAAGGAUAAGGAAAAGGACAAGGAGAAAGGCAAGCGGGCGGCUGCCGAGCUUCGAUUAAGGUUCGAUUGUCCCCGGGAGAACGAGGUGAGGUUCCAGCUCUUCCCCAAAAUUUGCAAGACGGAUCGGGACUGCGCCGUCUGGCAGAGGGAUGAACUGUGCUGUGACAUUUUUGGAGCCAGCAGCUGUGUCUCCGGCGUUCCAAAGCCCCUAGAGGAGACGCCACAUGCUCCCAUCCUGGGCUUGAUACCUCGCAAGUGCCCCAGUAGACCGCUGGCGGAGCUCUGGUGGGAUGUCCAGGAGUGCAGCAACGACAUGGACUGCUGGCCACGGGUCUGUUGUCCGGAUGGACGGAGGAGGUACUGCCGCACCUCGCAGCCGGAGCUGGAAACGGCCCCAGUGCCUGUUAAGCGCUCUUUCGACUAUCUUUCGGAGUACCUAGAGUGCACGGCUCCGCCCCCGCCAAUUUUCGAUCUGCACCCCAAGGCGUGCACCUCCACUUUGGACUGUUUUCCGAACGUGUGCUGCCAGGAGGCGGGACUCCGGCACUGUCGACCGCCCAAGAAGUCCGUGCUCACGCUAAUGGCCAAUUUCCUGAACGUGGACUUUGUGAAGCGACUGGCCCAGAACAUCGUUAUCAAGUAGGCCGCGAAUUUCCCUCUAUUUUGUACCUAGGUUGCUUCGCGCACCUUCAAUAGAACCGUUUCGAAACUGCCGUGAUAUCUCGCCCGUAUUUGUUUGGCCCCGCUGAUAACCAAAAAGAAGUCAUGUCCAUACAUACGUUUUAUACACGUUUCUACUGCGCACUAAGUGUACCCAUUCGAUUCCCCGUAAUCCUCCAUUAAUGUUCACCUAGCCUAGUAUUAGACAUAAGCUGCAUUCGUAGGCUAACAAAUUAAAUGCGAACCAUAAACUCUGA